Messenger RNA from Phaethon lepturus (White-tailed tropicbird), 1895 nucleotides. It is a transcript of the gene GABRA5, whose product is annotated as gamma-aminobutyric acid (GABA) A receptor, alpha 5. The transcript is spliced from 9 exons. The record is from RefSeq and is a predicted model, not a curated record. Gene Ontology annotation, molecular function: GABA-A receptor activity; benzodiazepine receptor activity; transmitter-gated monoatomic ion channel activity involved in regulation of postsynaptic membrane potential. Bases 1 to 1671 code for a protein of 556 amino acids. Gene Ontology annotation, cellular component: neuron projection; dendrite membrane; postsynapse. Gene Ontology annotation, biological process: signal transduction; regulation of postsynaptic membrane potential; synaptic transmission, GABAergic. NCBI's taxonomy places the organism in Eukaryota, Metazoa, Chordata, Aves, Phaethontiformes, Phaethontidae.
AUGCCUCCACCUGCCGCAAAGGGAAGGUCCCUGGUGGCCUCGGGCUCUCCAGCGUUGGGCGUGUUGAGGGUGGCAGCAGUGCCGACAGCAGGCGUGCUGCGAGGAGCCUCCUCGCCAGGCGUUUGCGUGGGCUUUGGCAUCGCUGGGAGUCAGACCAGCGCUCCCGCAGCCCAGCCUCGCUCCCCUCUCCUGGGAGGCUUUGCAAUCCUUUCCUUUUCCAGCAGAAGCAUUCACGCUGUAAAGGGAACAGGAGCAGGACUGGGGGUCCCCAUGUCCGUGGGGGGCUAUGAGGCCACCAGCAGCUCACCCUCAGCCAGGUGUCUUGUCGCUAAAACUUCCAGACCCGUUACAGGGGUGUCAGCAAGCUUCUCGCAAACGCCAACGGCAUCGGGAAAAGAGGACGCCAAUGAUAACAUCACCAUAUUCACCAGGAUCUUGGACGGUCUGCUGGACGGCUAUGACAACCGACUGCGCCCGGGACUGGGAGAGAGAAUAACUCAGGUGAAAACAGACAUCUAUGUUACCAGUUUUGGUCCUGUGUCAGACACAGAAAUGGAAUACACCAUUGACGUUUUUUUCCGACAAAGCUGGAAGGACGAAAGGCUGCGAUUCAAAGGACCGAUGCAACGCCUCCCUCUUAACAACCUGCUCGCCAGCAAGAUUUGGACCCCGGACACUUUUUUCCACAAUGGCAAGAAGUCUAUUGCUCACAACAUGACAACCCCAAACAAACUUCUGCGCCUGGAGGAUGAUGGCACCCUGCUGUAUACCAUGAGAUUGACCAUCUCUGCCGAAUGUCCCAUGCAGCUUGAAGAUUUCCCCAUGGAUGCACAUGCUUGCCCAUUAAAAUUUGGAAGCUAUGCUUAUCCCAACUCUGAAGUGAUCUAUGUGUGGACUAAUAGCACCACAACGUCUGUGGUGGUGGCCGAAGAUGGCUCACGACUUAACCAGUACCACCUGAUGGGGCAAACUGUCGGAACCGAAAACAUCAGCACCAGUACAGGUGAAUAUACUAUUAUGACAGCCCAUUUUCAUCUGAAAAGAAAAAUUGGUUAUUUUGUCAUCCAGACGUACCUUCCUUGCAUUAUGACUGUGAUCUUAUCGCAAGUGUCUUUUUGGCUAAACAGAGAAUCUGUCCCUGCUAGGACUGUUUUUGGAGUAACAACAGUCCUCACCAUGACCACCUUAAGUAUCAGUGCCCGUAACUCUUUGCCAAAAGUGGCCUACGCUACGGCAAUGGACUGGUUUAUAGCUGUCUGCUAUGCCUUUGUAUUUUCUGCAUUGAUUGAAUUUGCAACAGUCAACUAUUUCACUAAGAGGAGUUGGGCUUGGGAUGGCAAAAAAGCCCUGGAAGCUGCUAAAAUCAAGAAAAAAGAGCGUGAAAUGCUGGGAAAUAAAUCAACUAAUACUUACAGCACUGGGAAGAUGACCCCUGCACCAAACAUGCCAAAGGACUCAGCCCCACCUGUCAUCUCAAACACUGCAUCUGCUCCAGUGAAGUCUGCAGAAGAAAAGCCUGCUGAAAGCAAAAAGACUUACAACAGCAUCAGUAAGAUUGACAAAAUGUCCCGGAUAAUUUUUCCAGUGCUGUUUGGAACUUUUAACUUAGUUUACUGGGCCACAUAUUUGAAUAGGGAGCCUGUUAUUAAAGGUGCCAAUUCUCCAAAAUAAACUGAAGGACUCUUAAAGCCACAUGUGAGCCAUACUUACAAAACAGAUGCUACCAAGGAAAAUUUGAGAUCCAGACAACUUUCUACAUUUGGGCAAUAUUCUUCAGGAAGUUUUUUGCAUGUUUAAUAAUAUGUACAAAUAAUAUUGCCUUGAUUGUUUCUACAUGUAACCUCAGAUGUUUCAGAGACGAUUAUAUUACUUACAGCAACAGAUCUUUAUAAAAG